Molecule: messenger RNA, 1129 nt
Organism: Haliotis rubra (blacklip abalone)
Lineage: Eukaryota; Metazoa; Mollusca; Gastropoda; Lepetellida; Haliotidae
Exons: 3
Coding region: 56-748 (230 amino acids)
Source: RefSeq, a predicted model, not a curated record
UCUCCAUCAAUCAGUUGGAAACCAAAUGUAUGUUAGCUAAAACUAUCAUUUCAACAUGAUGGAAGCAAGCCAUAUCAUUAUGAAAGUGGCUUUGGUUCUUUUCGUCGUCGUGUCAUGUGCAAGGAAAGGAUAUACGGUAUCAUCAGAAAACAACAAUGGAGAAGACUUUAUUGUGGCUGUGUUCCUUCACCAGAAUACAUGCAACGCGUCCUUACAUUUCACAGGGAAAGCAGGAACAGUUGUACAAGUAGAGAGUCCCGCUCCAGUUCAUACAUUCACUAACCUUACCAUUGGCAGUGAAUUAUCAACGAGAUUUGAUCUGAAUCCCGAACACUGUUUUGACGUGAAGAACAAUUCCAUAGCCCGAAAAGGUUUCAGAAUAACAGCUACUGAUGGUAUAUCCGUGUCUGCUGUGAAUAUGCAAGACAGGUGGAGCGGCGAGUCAUACCUGGUACUACCACUGAGUCAACUGUCAGUAGAAUACGUCGCAGUGUCAUGUCCCUCAGCUUUUGAGUAUUCCAAACUCAUGAUAAUAGCAUCUGAUGAUGACACCAAUAUCAACAUAACAGUGAGGACAUCUGGUAGUUUAUGCUCGGGCUCUAACAACAACAGUGGGCAGGAUAUCAAACUUACUCUCAACAUAAUGGAUGUUUUCGGCCUGUUUUGCAGCGAAGAUUUUACUGGCACAUACAUAAGAAGUUCAAAACCUGUGGCUGUGAUUUCUGGUUGCCAGAGAGCCGGUUGCUGAAAUGUUGAUAUCUGUUGCCAUGUACGGAAAGAGUUACAUACUGUACACAUUAGCUCCAAGGUUCAAAUUGAUGUAUCGGGUUGUUGGUGCGCAUAGAAAUACCAAUAUUGAAGUGGCAGGCCAAUCUAAAGGUACCAUUCAUGUGGGGGAGUAUCUGGACAUAGAAGUGUCUGAUGCAGCCUGCUUCAAUUCCAGUGAGACUGUACUUGUGGUGGCAUUUAACAAAUAUGCUUCGUCCUUUGAAUAUCUCAUGGCCAUUGUUCAGUCAACAGAUCAUUUCAUGACUUCAUAUCUACUGGAUACAAAAGAAAACCCUAUUGCAGUAUGGACGUAUGCAAGGAUUAUUCUUGUCAGUACCGAUCCAAGCAUCGCGUCCACUGC